Messenger RNA from Acomys russatus (golden spiny mouse), 1971 nucleotides. RefSeq lists its product as uncharacterized. The transcript is spliced from 17 exons. The coding region runs from base 1 to 1704 and encodes 567 amino acids. NCBI's taxonomy places the organism in Eukaryota, Metazoa, Chordata, Mammalia, Rodentia, Muridae. Gene Ontology annotation, molecular function: lipid binding. The record is from RefSeq and is a predicted model, not a curated record.
AUGCAAGAGCAAGGGGUGCUGAGUCCCCACAAGACAGGGCCUCUGCACAGGCCCUGUGCUCACAUCUGCACAGUUGUUGCCACAGUGACCUUCACCAUCUCCCCAAAGCCAUGGGUUCUGAACGGGAUGCUGCUGCUGCCGUGGGCGCUGCUGCUAUGCUGGGGGCUGCUGCCCCAAGCCCAAGGGACAACCCAUAGUCCUCUCUUCCUGCAGAUCGACAUGGAACAACUGGAAACAGGCAUUUCAGCUCUAUUCUUUGAGCACCAGGUCCUGAAGCGUGUGACCAGGAUGACUGUAACUGGAUCCCCAAGUGAGGGUGUGUCUGCCCUAGACCACCUGCCCUUUGUCACAAAGGAGCUUGUGGGAAAGAAGAGUGAGCUGGACCUGUCACUUGUGGGGAACUUGCUCUCUGGGAAGACUGUCCCUGAGCUGAAGAAGCUGCUACAGACAGCUGGGUUGUUCAUAGAAGAUGCCAAGGGACCAGAAGUCACCCUGCAAAUUCUGAGUGACAGCCUGCUGCAGGUCACACUGCGCUGCAAACUGUACCUCUCAUUCCUGGAGAUCCUGUGGCUAGAAGCCAUCAAGAACAUACGCAUUGGAGUACGGCUGGAACAGAUAGGGAACAAGACCCAGGUGGCCUUCGAGGAGUGCCACACACCCCCUGGAAGCCUGAACAUAAAGAUCCUGAAGCAAACAGACAUUCUGCUGCUAAAUCAGCUGCUGAAACUGGUGACUGAUACCCUGGAGAAAGCACUGCCUUUCCUCCUCCAGAAGAUAGUGUGCCCUGUGGCCACAAACCUGCUCAACUUCCUGCUGGAAGACCUGUUACACAUCACUCUCCCUCCUAUCGUCUCGGGUCCCAACGAUUUCCAGUACUAUUUGACUACCACAGAGUUCACAGAGGGAGCCAUCCUGAUGAGAGUGCAGCUUGUAACUCCCUGUGGGCCACACCAGCGGGCCCCAAGGCCAGAGCACAUGGUUCCCCCAUCUCUCCCAGGAUUACCCCAGGACAGCAUGGCCAACCUUGCCUUUUGGGUAGAAAUCUACAAUGAUGUCCUGUCCUGUCUCUACACCAGCCAGGAGAUCUUCGUGGAGCUACAGAACUCCUUGGAAACUGGCCUCUGGGAGCUGAUGUCCCCGAGCGCCCCGCAGUCCCAGUCAGAGGCUCGCAAUCUGACCAGUGGGAGCCUGGGACUGAUCGUCAGCGCCCCGGACCCCCCCACUGUCCACCUAGAUGGCUAUAGGGCCACCGUCACCCAGAAGGGCUUACUGAUGCUACAGGGGACCAACAAUGCCUCCUCUAGUGCAGUUGCCUGGGUGAGUGAAACUGCAGAGAUUUGGUUCCCAGUCUGCAGGCUGGGGGCAAGGAGAUGGGCCUGCUGUGACCAAUCCCACCGCCAUCUGCUACCAGUCUACCAACUUCUCUCCAACGCUGUGCUCUCCUCACGGAGUCAGAAAUUAAAACUCCAGUUGGAGACUCGCGGUGCUGUAGUCACCUUGGGCCAUUAUCCCACCAUCAUCGAGGAUCAGGAAGAGAUCCUGAAGUCCUUGCUCCUGGCGGUCCUGAAGAGGUGGUUCCUGCCUCACCACAACAAGUGGCUCAGACAGCACAGCCUCCCACUGCCCAACAUCAAGGGCAUCUCCUUCAGUCAUGCCCAAACGGACUUCUCUGAGGGCUACAUCCUGCUGGUCAUUCCCGAGUAGCACUCUGCCGAGGGCCAGUCCCUGCCUCCAGCUGCAUAUGCUCAAGACCCCCAAAGCCCACGAUCAGCGACAGCCCCAGUGGAGUGUGCAGCUGUAAUAAAGAUGUUUCUUCUGUGAGUCUGGGUCUGAGUUUGCUGUGUUUCCUGCCAUCUGGGACGCUGGCUUGAAGUGUUUAAAUGAAGGGCAUCCUUCCAGCUCUAGUUCUCCUGUGACCCACCCUUCGGGAAAGACCUCUGAGUUCUGUAGAAAGAAAAAUACAUCACACCC